AUGGAAAACGGAGAUCUUCGCAUUAAGGAAAAUAACCAAGAUGAAUCUCAGAACAUUCUAAUUGCAAUGGCCAGGGGCAGCUCCGCAGAAGCGCUUUAUUUCAAGGGCCCAAGAGAAAGGUGGAUUCGUUUUUGUCUUCCCGAUGGCGGAUUCCUGCCAGAGAAAUCUACUUUCUCACAUGGGGAUACGGCGGUCUGCUUCAGGAUCAUCGAUCGGGACAUUGCAUCAAAGCUCUCGUUUGAGAUAUUUGCGACGGAGGAAAUAUCGAAAAAAAAGCACGAGUUGCAUCCAGAAAACGUGGUUCACUCUGCACGACUGGAAUUCUCAUUGCAUAUCGAUGGGAAGCAGCCUCGAUGUGUCCAGGACUUUGCCUUCAAGAAACAUUUCACAGUCAAGGCAACGGAAGGACAGUCCGGAGUCGAGUAUGAACAUCCAUGCUAUAUUGACGUGGAGUUCACCACCAUUGGCGGCGUUUCCUAUGGUGUAUACCAUGAGAAUGUUUCGCGUCUCAAUGGACCAGCCAAGAGAGUGUUCGAGCAUCUACAGCUUCUGACAUCUCGCAACAACCGGGAACUGAGAACAAAUGCAUAUGAAGUUGUCAACAACUACUUAUCUAAGCCAAAAGAUCAACGCCUGGGCCCUUCUUCCCCAGAGGAGGACGCAAAAUGGCUAGCAAAGGAGACCGCAUUUAAGAAAUACUGGGAUACCAUUGGUGAACUUGUGGUCCAGGAUGCAUCCAUUGUAGCCUACACGCACAAUCUAGCCGGCACACCUAUCGUCAGGAGAAAUCUUGGUGCAAACAGGAAGAAAAUUGUUAUUAUUGCAGACGAAGAUGGACAGGCUCUCGAGCCAGACGUGCUGAUGCCUCUCGUUUCUCUAGACAGGCCGGGGGAUGUUCUAGGAACAAUAAGAGGGGGUGACCGACAGCAACCCCCCUGGCAGUUACAGCGUCUGAGGUCCCCGGGUACAACGAAUUCGGAUACCAGAUGGGAAGAUCGCUAUUUGAUCGACUUUCGUCACUCCCAAUUCCCCUUUACACUAGUUUCUGAGCAACACCGCAUGCAGCCGCGCCUUUCGAAAUCUCCAUCCGCUUUCACCUACUAUGGGAAAAUGACUGACGACCCGAUCGUUCAAUCAAUUUCCAUUGAUACUAAGUUUUUAGAUGCGCUACUUGAUUGGAUCAAGACCAGAGUACCAGAUGUCAAUUUCAAAUCGGGCAUGGAACUCAACGGCGUCAAUGUGAUGGAUGGGGAGACUGUGGUCAAUGACAGAACUCGGUCUCGUUCAAAUCUUGCCAAUGUCACUAUCUUUGAUGUUGACCCUGAGCACAUUGACAAUACAGGUAGAUUGGCUGAAGCCUUGAAUGUCCUAUCGAAAGGUCUUCCGUUUUUGGAAGAACGUUGA
Aspergillus tubingensis is the source of this 1404-nucleotide messenger RNA. RefSeq names its product AAA domain-containing protein. NCBI's taxonomy places the organism in Eukaryota, Fungi, Ascomycota, Eurotiomycetes, Eurotiales, Aspergillaceae. Bases 1 to 1404 code for a protein of 467 amino acids. The transcript is spliced from 2 exons. The record is from RefSeq and is a predicted model, not a curated record.